This is a messenger RNA of Patella vulgata (common limpet), 3836 nucleotides long. RefSeq names its product zinc finger protein 239. Gene Ontology annotation, molecular function: RNA polymerase II cis-regulatory region sequence-specific DNA binding; DNA-binding transcription factor activity. The transcript is spliced from 3 exons. The coding region runs from base 204 to 1721 and encodes 505 amino acids. Lineage: Eukaryota; Metazoa; Mollusca; Gastropoda; Patellidae. Gene Ontology annotation, biological process: regulation of cytokine production; negative regulation of transcription by RNA polymerase II; regulation of immune system process. The record is from RefSeq and is a predicted model, not a curated record.
GAACAUGGGAUAGCGAAGAAAGCGGUUUUCUUUAUUCCAUCUCACUUCUAUUGUUAAACCGCCACUCAUAGAUAUCCUAUACAGACUAGAUAGGCCAUAAAGCCAAGUGCGCAUCAUCAGUAACGUCACAAUACGCCGCCAUCUUGAAGGUUGUAGACGUAAACAGGAAGUACUAGUAGGGUCAUGUAGUUUGUCUUAUCGCAAUGCCUUCGAAAGGACCCCAAUGCUAUGCUAUAAAUUGUACCACGUACAAGAAUCCACAGAGCCGAGCGGAAGGCGUCACAUUUCACAAGUUUCCAAGUGCUGAAAAAAAUCCAGAUCUUCUACGUGUAUGGAUUGGCAACUGUAAGAGAAUGAAACAACCGUCUAAGCACAGCCUUGUGUGCAGUAAGCAUUUUGAAGAUGCUUGUUUUGACCGGACUGGCCAAAUAACUCGCCUGAGAGAAGGAGUAGCCCCGACUAUUUUCAGUCUGCCUCCUUAUUUACAGGAAACUAAUGAUGUUAUAACUUUUCAUCAAUGUACAAUAUGUGAUGAAAUGUUUCAACAACUUGAUGAUUUAAAAAGCCACUACAAGGUACAUGUUAAAAAAGAGAAAAUUGAUGAUGUAGAUGAAUAUUGUCAUGUUAAAGAAGAGAAAACUGAUGAUAUUGAUAAAUAUUGUCAUAUUAAAGAAGAGAAAACUGAUGAUGCAGAUGAAUAUUGUCAUGUUAAAGAAGAGAAAACUGACGAUGUAGAUGGAUAUUGUCAUGUUAAAGAAGAGACAACUGAUGAUGUAGAUGAAUAUUGUCAUGUUAAAGAAGAGAAAACUGAUGAUGUAGAUGAAUAUUGUCAUGUUAAAGAAGAGAAAACUGAAGACAUUGAAACAUGCUAUCAGUGUAAUUUGUGUGAUGAAGAAUUUACUUUAGAAACUGAUUUAGAAAAACACUGUGAAAUACAUGUGAAAGAAGAGGAUUCUGUUUUACAACAUGGUAAAAAUUGGGAAACAAGUUUAAGCCAGAAUAAUGAAGAAGAAAAACACAAUUCACAAGAGGCUAAGAAAUGUAAUGUUUGUAAUAAAUUAUUUAUUAAUGAAUAUUACCUUCAAAUUCACAUGAGAAAUCAUACAGUAGACAAACCCUUUAAAUGUGAUGUUUGUAGUAAAUCAUUUACAAGAAUUCUUCAUCUUCAGACACAUAUUCGAUCACAUACUGGUGAAAAACCUUACAAAUGUAAUGUUUGUAGUAAAUCAUUUUCUGCCACUACAAAUCUUCAGUCACACAUAAGAAUUCAUACAGGUGAAAAAGCUUAUAAAUGUAAUGUUUGUAAUAAAUCAUUCUCACAGAAGGCUCACCUACAGAGACACACGAGAAUUCAUACAGGUGAAAAACCUUAUAAAUGUGAUGUUUGUAGUAAAUCAUUUACUCAUAGUGGUGGUCUACAAACACACAUGAGAAUUCAUACUGGUGACAAGCCUUAUAAAUGUGAUGUUUGUGGUAAAUCAUUUACUCACAUUGGUACUCUACAAAAACACAUGAGAAUUCAUACUGGUGAAAAACCUUAUAAAUGUAAUUUUUGUGGUAAAUCAUUUUCUACCAGCAGUAGUUUGCAUGUGCAUGAAAGAAUUCAUACUGGCGUAAAACCUUAUAAAUGUGAUGUUUGUAGUAAAUCAUUUACCCACAUUGGUAAUCUACAGUCACACUUAAGAAUUCAUACUGGUGAAAAAAAUUAUAAAUGUAAAUAAGACGUUUAUUUUCAAUCAUUCAAAAAGAAUAGUUACCUACAAUCACAAGAAAUAUACAGGAAAAAAUCUUAUUAAUGUGAUGUUUGAGAUAAAUCUUUUAGUCUGAAUAGUCACAUGAGAAACUUGAAAAAUCUAAUUAAUGUGAUGGUUGUAAUAAAUCAUUUAGUCUGAAUGAUCACAUACAGACCCACAUGAGAAACCCGAUAAAUGUGAUAUUUGUAGUAAACCAUUCUCUACCAGUGAUCAUCUACAAAAACACCAGAAAUUACACUGUAAAAAGUAUAUAAAAAAACAAUACAACCACCGAAUGUUUAUUAGGAGUGUGUACUACUACUCUUCAACUGAACUAAAUAUGUGAACUGUUCCCAGAAAACCAGGCUCUUGGCAGGAGAUUUAAAUAGUCCACAGCCUACGCUUUCCAAAAAUGCAAUUCUUUCUAAUUUUGUCGAAUUAUCUGGAAAUGAAAUGAAAUGAAAUGGGGUUUAACGUCCUACUGUUCUUAUCAUCUGGUGUUGAGUUCGGUUCAUUCACAGUAACAAGAAGGCAUACAGUUUAUACUUCAGUGCUCGUAGUACAAAAUGAAGUUGUGCGGGUCACAUAUAUUCCCAUUUGUUAGUGAGGUCAAAUGUAAUGUUGUAGUAAAUAGUAAUGACGUAAUGUAACACCAGUGUAACUCUUUACCUCACUUUUGACCUCAAGUAAAGUAUUAAGCCGAAAAGGGAGAUAACAACACUAGUGUUACUCGAAAUUUAAUUUAAACAUGGCCUCCACUUAUUCUACUUGGAUAAUAUCAGCUUGAUUCUAAAGAAUUGACCCCAAGAAAUCUUUUGUAUAAUACCUACCAUGCAAGCACAUUUGAUGGUGGUUUUCUGUGAUGCUGAACUUGACAAAUAUAUGCAUAAUAAUUCCAAGCUUGUGGACACUCUAGAGGUGACAAUUUUUAUACGAUAUUAAUGAAACUGACAGUGUAUGUUUAUAAAUGACAGAUCUCAACAUUUUUAGCUUGUGGACCCUCUAGACCCCACGGUUUCUAUUUGAUUGUCAAAACCGUUCAAAUAUAUAACUGCUGCACCAUAAUUACGGUUUAGUUCACAUUUCGUGAAAAUCUGACAGAAACUGCCCAACAAAAUGGCUGCUACCCUUAAAAGCAUGUAAUAUCCAGGUUGUGGGCCAGAGGUUCGAAUUUUCAUCCAAUUUUGAUGUGGAGGGUGUGUGAAUGGUUAACGUGUGGGCAUUGUAUCAGGUCUGUCAUUGAGUCAAGUGGCAUGGUUUUGAAUACCUGUUUGAACGUGACAGGGAAGUAAGAUCAUUUGUCCAACCUCGUGGAUUUUCUCUGGGUCCUCAAGCGAAUUAUUGAAUUUGAAAUAAAAUUGAACCACAUGUUAGUCCCAAAAUGACCUAAUUUGUGUUGAGUGGACAUUAAUCUCCAUUUCUCUUCCUUGUGCAGAUGUCCUCUUAAUGGCUUUUCCAACGACCUUCAAAAGGAUGGACGAAUGGUAAGCAUGUGCGCGCUGUAUCAUAAGUCCUGCCAUUGAAUCAGCUGGCAUGGUUUCAAAUCCCCGGUUGUACGAGAAAAGGAGUAGGGUCGCCUGUCCAACCUCGUGGGUUUUCUCCGGAUCCUCCGGUUUCUUCCCACUGCUAAAGACCCCUAUGCGCAAGUUUAUUAUUGAAAUAAAAUUAAACCAUAUGUUAGUCCCAAAAUGACCUAGUUUAAUGACCCAUUUAAUCAGGGCUGGCCACGAAUAAAUUGAUGGCGAGCAGAUGACUGUGUUACGGUCCAGGCGAUUCCAGUAUUUCGCACGUCGUUUCCGACUGAGAGUGUCAAAAAAUGAGACCAGCUCCCUUGUAGAGUUCACGCCCGAAACACAUUUAUAUAUCAAUGUCAUACAUUACCAUGUAUCACAAUAUAAUGCCCGAUAUCCAUCUUGUCCUUUUCACAUAAUUAUAUUUAUAACAUUCCCGUUAGGCCGAUGAAUUGACACAAAUCAGUUAGUGAAACAGCUGGCGGCCAUGACACUUUGGCGCGGUCAAGGCUAUAAAGUCGUCAUUGUUAGUAACGCUCGCAUUGAUUGGUUGACAACUGACAUCAUUGGAAUCCCCUUAUAAAUAGAAGCA